AUGGUCAAGCGCAAGCGACAGGUAUCCGCAACGGAAGCCGACGGCCACAGGGAAGAGGUCGCUGGCUCCCUCACGCCAGCUUCGGCGAGCUCCCGACAGCAGCAAGGCACACUGGAAUAUCCCGGUCGGUCUGAGUCGCCUGCCCGUCAAGACGCGGAGAGAAGCCCGCAACAACCCGCAGCAAUUGCAUCGCUGGUCAAUGUCUUGCCCAGUAUCACCCGAAAGGUCACUGCAUGUGUGGCCUGUCGGAAAAACAAGGUGAAACUUCGGUGUCUAAGAGGUUACAUCGCUCAAUCUAAUACCCACGCCCUAGACAAAAUAAAUGUCGAGCACCUGAGGACCGACGUACAGAAUCUGCAUCAGAUCAUUGACACCAUCUGCCAGACAUUAGACCUUCAACGCCCAAGACCACUUCUAAUAUCAGCAAAUGAGGGAAAUGAGGAGGGAGCUAUUACAGAAAUCAUCGGGCCAGACCGUGAAUGUGACGCUUGUCCAACGGAAGGAUGCGAAGUAUCCCCACCAGAGUCACCCACAGCGGUGCAGGCUCCUAUUGAUACCUUCCUCGAUAUCGCCAAACAUGGAAUUCCAAACGCCACGAAGAUUCCACCCGGUGUCACUCGCGCCACUGGCCGAGUGGAUCUCAUUAGUAAAGGCAUCAUCACAGUUGAAACAGCAGAAAACCUACUGCACCGCUACUUCUCCCGUCUAGAUCACUUUCUCUAUGGCAUCUGUAAUGAGAAUCAGGAUAUAACCCAUCUACGCAAGGAAUCUCCAACACUCCUCGCUGCCAUAUGCACUGUGUCAGCCCUCCAUGACCCCCAUGACCAGGAAACCUACGAAGCGUGUAACCGCGAGUUUCGCUCCCAGGUUGCGCGGUCUCUAUUUGAGAAGCGUGACGUGGAAUAUCUACGAGCCUUGUGUAUUGCUUCUUUUUGGCUUGCAGACGCUUCACGUAUCUUGUCUAGUGAUGGCAUCCGUCGAGCAGCUGAUAUGCGUCUCCAUCGCAGUUUCGACUCUCUUCUUGGCAUUCAUCCGCCCGAGUAUUCCUCCCCAUCAAGCGCGUCACCAAUAGUUGCAGCAGAUCGCAUUCGCCUUUGGUAUCUAUUGUUCGUCUGCGAUCAACACCUCUCGAUCCUCCACAACCGCGACUCACUUCUGCGGAAUGAUAAGGAUAUUGCGGUGAGCUGGGAAUCAUACUUACAUCGCGCAGAGGCAACUGAGUCAGACGUACGAAUUCUGUCGCAGGUGUCGCUGCUUUUAAUCAUGGGCCAAGUUCGAGAUGUCUUGGGGUCCGACAAGGAGUUGCAGCUGCCAUCGGCCCUUACUCAUCAGAUUACGAAUUACUCACGACAACUCGACAGGUGGUUUACCCGGUUUUCUGCCCUCUUCGUCACGAAUGCGCAUAUCGGGGAAUUUCCCAGGAGAGGAUUGGAGCUGCACUAUCAGUUUGGGAAACUAUACCUUGGCCAUCAAGUCUUCAAGGGGCUCCGUGGCAAUCCUAUCCCCCUUCCUUUUCUAUCCGCGGCCCAAAUGGCUCACGAGGCGACCGUCACCAUUUUUGAGAUGAUCUUAAAUGAUCCCCAGAUGAGCGAGAAUCUCGUUGGCAUGCCGCACUAUUUCCAUGUAAUGAUCGCAUUUGCCGGCCACUUGUUACUGGAGAUAUGUCACAACCAUCAUGUGCAAUUAAACAUUGAUCUACGCGGAGAGCUUCACCUCAUUAGUGCGGUGUUAGGGGUCUUUCGCCGGAUAGAAUGCAUCACAUAUCACCCAUUGCGCCGAAUGGCUCCUGGGCUGACCCGGAAGCUCUCCGAGACGGUCACCCUGUUAGGACUGGAUGGUAUGUCUGGAACUAGCCACACUGGCAACAUCUUGCCUCCUGCGGUUCAGCGUGCAGAGGUAGCUGGUGAUGCAGGACACUCAGCCCAGGCCUUGGGCUCUAUGAACAAUAUGUUUCUAUUGGGCUCUACCGAGCCUCCUGUUGAUGAUUUUCUGUUCACGGAUAUGGGGGAAUUUACCUUUCCUGAUCUAGUGUCGAGUUUCAUGCCGUAGGUAUGGCAGGCUGGG
Aspergillus costaricaensis CBS 115574 is the source of this 2064-nucleotide messenger RNA. RefSeq names its product fungal specific transcription factor domain-containing protein. Gene Ontology annotation, biological process: regulation of DNA-templated transcription. NCBI's taxonomy places the organism in Eukaryota, Fungi, Ascomycota, Eurotiomycetes, Eurotiales, Aspergillaceae. The transcript has 2 exons. Gene Ontology annotation, molecular function: DNA-binding transcription factor activity, RNA polymerase II-specific; transcription cis-regulatory region binding. Bases 1 to 2049 code for a protein of 682 amino acids. The record is from RefSeq and is a predicted model, not a curated record. Gene Ontology annotation, cellular component: nucleus.